This is a messenger RNA of Rotaria sp. Silwood1, 441 nucleotides long. NCBI's taxonomy places the organism in Eukaryota, Metazoa, Rotifera, Eurotatoria, Philodinida, Philodinidae. The record is from the annotation of a GenBank genome assembly.
AUGAGUCUGAUCGACACGGUUUAUUUAAAAGAUGGUCGCACAUUUGUACCAUUGAAAGGAAUUAUGGGCUUGAUCGAUAGCUUAUUAGAAAUUCGAUCUCAAAACAUGAUUGUCAUUAAAACAGAACCAGAUGAAUCAAUGACAACACAUUGCAACAAUGGAAAUGAUCAAAAUGGCUCAUAUCUACGUCAUCAACCAGAAUCAAUUACAACAAUACCUUCUCAUCACACUUCAACAUCACCUGAAACAACAUUUUCAUUAUGCAACCUUAAACUAUUAUUGGAUCAGCUCAAUCCUGUAUUGAAAGCUUUGCAAAAUGAAUCAUCAAAAUCACUAUGCAAUAUGUCACAAGAAAACCAUUCUGAAAAUUACUGGAUAUGGCGUCUUGAAAAUACCAUCAAGAUUUCCCAAUUUACAAUUGAAGCAGUAGAACGUAAAUAA